This is a messenger RNA of Thyridium curvatum, 1395 nucleotides long. RefSeq lists its product as uncharacterized. Gene Ontology annotation, biological process: transmembrane transport. The record is from RefSeq and is a predicted model, not a curated record. The coding region runs from base 1 to 1395 and encodes 464 amino acids. The transcript has 4 exons. Gene Ontology annotation, molecular function: transmembrane transporter activity. Lineage: Eukaryota; Fungi; Ascomycota; Sordariomycetes; Thyridiales; Thyridiaceae.
AUGGGCUUCAAGGACUGGGCCAAGAGGCGCGGCCUCAUCACAUCGGACCACAAGACUACACGCGCCGCCGAGCUGACGCUGCGCGAGUCCAUCUACCCCAUCUGCCUCGUCACCAUCCUCUUCUUCCUCUGGGGGUUCUCGUACGGACUGCUCGAUACGCUCAACAAGCACUUCCAGAACAUCCUCCACAUCAACAGGGCGCGUUCUUCUGGCCUCCAGGCUGCUUACUUUGGUGCCUAUCCGCUCGCAUCGCUCGGCCAUGCGGCCUGGCUUCUCCGUCACUAUGGCUACAAGACUGUCUUCAUCUGGGGCCUGUUCCUCUACGGCCUCGGCGCCCUCCUGGCCAUCGCGGCCAUCAAAAAGGCCAGCUUUGCCGGCUUCUGCGUCUGCAUCUUCAUCAUCGGCAACGGCCUGGGCUCGCUCGAGACGGCGGCCAACCCGUACAUCACCGUCUGCGGACCACCCAAGUACUCCGAGAUCCGCAUCAACCUGAGCCAGGCCUUCAACGGCAUCGGCACCGUCGUCGCGCCCGUGCUCGGCUCCUACGUCUUCUUCGCCUUUGACGACACCCGCGCCCUGGCCAACGUCCAGUGGGUCUACCUCUCGAUCGCCGUCUUCGUGCUGCUCCUCGCCAUCGUCUUCCUCUUCUCCACCAUCCCCGAGAUCACCGAUGCCGACAUGGCCUUCCAGGCCGCCGAGACGCACGCCGGGCAGGACGACAAGCCGCUGUGGAAGCAGUACCGCCUCUUCCACGCCGCGUUCGCCCAGUUCUGCUAUACCGGUGCUCAGGUCGCCAUCGCCGGAUUCUUCAUCAACUACGUCGUCGAGACCUCGUCGUGGAACGACGUCGCGGGGUCCAAGUUCCUCGCGGGCGGGCAGGCCUCCUUCGCCGUGGGCCGCUUCGCCGGCGUGGCCAUCAUGCACUUUGCCCGGCCGCGGUGGGUCUUCGGCCUCUUCCUGACGGGCUGCAUCGUCUUCAUCGCGCCGACCGUCACGCAGCGCGGCAACACGGGCAUGUCGCUGCUCUACGUCUGCAUGUUCUUCGAGUCCAUCUGCUUCCCGACCAUCGUGGCGCUCGGCAUGCGGGGGCUCGGGCGGCACACGAAGCGGGGGUCGGGCUUCAUCGUCGGCGCCGUGCUGGGCGGCGCGUGCGUGCCGCCGCUCACGGGCGCGGCGGCCGACGCGCACGGCACGGGCAGGGCCAUGGCGGUCCCGCUCGCGUUCUUCGUCGCGGCGUGGUCGUACGCGCUGUGCGUCAACUUUGUGCCUGCGUACCGCGACGUCGCGGACGCGUUCACGACGGCCGAGGUCGGCCUGCAGGGCCACGCGCGCGAGGACGGCGCGGUCGCCGUCGACGAGGAGAAGGGCGCUGGCGAUGUGCAGAAGGUGGCGUGA